AUGGCAGAUGCAAUGUUGUCUUCAAUCGCCACCUUUCACAUGACAAAAAUCAUUGUUUCUGAUCCCACCAAGUUCAUGUUCAAUGGGUCAAUUCCUGAAACGAUAAACCAGCUAAGAGGGGGAAGAAGCAGGAAUCAAAGAAAACAGAGAACGAAGGUCCAUCAUCUCAUGUUGAGACAACCAAAAAGCGAAAAAGCUGACAAAGCAGUUCCUUCCUCUCCAAAAAAGAAAAAGGUCAAGAAAAUGGCGAGAAAACCAAAGGAAUCUUCGCUUGCUAACUCAGAUGAGGAACAGGAGGUUCACGUUGAAGGCUUACAAAGGGGAAACACACCUCCACGAUCUCCAACUCCUGAGGUACAACCUCAUGUUUCUAUUCCUACUCCUCCUCCAUCUAGGAAUCCUACUACAACACUAAUUUCAGUUGCUCCAAUACCACUACUUGUCUCUUCUCAACCUACUACCAUUGCUCCACUUCCACCUCCAAUCUUUUCUCAAACUACAACAACCAAUACAACCGAACCUCCGGUUCAUGUCAGCGUAUCUAAUACGGGGGCCCCUACCGGAGACACCGAAACCCCUGUUACCACUAAACCCUCUUUCACCAUCUCCUUCUACAGAUUCAAAACCUAUUAUUAG
Lactuca sativa (garden lettuce) is the source of this 636-nucleotide messenger RNA. The record is from RefSeq and is a predicted model, not a curated record. NCBI's taxonomy places the organism in Eukaryota, Viridiplantae, Streptophyta, Magnoliopsida, Asterales, Asteraceae.